Messenger RNA from Vigna unguiculata (cowpea), 2262 nucleotides. Its product is annotated as LIMR family protein At5g01460-like. Lineage: Eukaryota; Viridiplantae; Streptophyta; Magnoliopsida; Fabales; Fabaceae. The record is from RefSeq and is a predicted model, not a curated record.
UUGAAUUUAGCUUACAACACCGAACUACCCCAGUUGAAGUUACAAAUAUACCCCGAACAGUUCACCAAUAACCCAUUAUCAACAACGGUCACGAGGGCAUAACAGUAACUCCACCCCUCACAUCAAAAUUACCACCGCUAACCGUAGCAAACCACCACCGGAACGAAACCAAAUUCCUCUCUUCUUUCUCUCUGUCUGUCUCUGAACGAGAUCCGACCAACCCUAACCCUGAUUCCCAAUUACUGAUUCCUCUGAUUUCGCCGUAGCGACGAUGGGCGAUUUCAACCUCGCCCUGGUGAUCGUGGCGGUGGUGGUCUGCGUGAUCGUGUUCCUCGUCAACGUGUACCUCUUGGUCAACUAUCAGCAUCCCGACGAUGCCAACCAGGCCUACUUCCCCAAAUUCGUCGUCGUUUUGGGCCUCUCUAUCGCCGCCAUCUCCAUCCUCAUGCUCCCCGCCGACGUGGCUAACCGCCAUGCUUGCCGCCACGCGAUCUACAACGGGGCAUGCAACCUCACGCUUCCCAUGAAGGACCUCUGGCUCGCCGUUUACAUCGUCGACGCCAUCCUCGUCUUCUUCGUCAUCCCAUUCGCCAUGUUCUACUACGAGGGCGACCUUGACAAGAGUAUGGGGACGAGGAUUAAGAGUGCGUUAAUGUGGAUGGUCACCACGGCAAUAGUGUGCGCCCUCCUUCUGGGUAUUUUAUACGGGCUGGUUGGUAAGGUGGACUUUACUGUCAGGCAUCUCUCUUCAUCCACAACUGCAUUUCCUAGCACAUGGACAUUCAAUAGUAAUGAACCAUGUAUUAAAAAUGGUGUCCAUCAGUGCUCAGCUUACUCUGCCAGUCCUUCGUCAGAGCAAACAUGGACCAUGCGUACUACCUUCCCAGAAUAUGUUGUUGCACUCGCUACUAUUGUUGGAUCUGUGCUUUUUGCUAUAUUUGGCGGUGUUGGUAUUGCAUGUCUUCCAUUAGGACUUCUAUUUUCAUUUAUUCGGCGUCCAAAAGCUGUUAUCACUCGAUCACAGUAUAUCAAGGAAGCCACUGAACUAGGUAAAAAAGCAAGAGAAUUAAAGAAAGCAGCUGAGGAUCUCCGUCAGGAAGAAAAGGGUGGUUCAAAGGGUAGAAAGUUUCGUAAAAAUGUGAAGGCAGUCGAGAAGGAGGUGUUUCAAUUAGAAGAAGACGUAAAGCUCCUUGAAGAGAUGUAUCCUCAAGGGGAAAAGGCUGAGACAACAUGGGCACUAACAGUUCUUGGUUAUCUGGCAAAACUUGUUCUCGGAAUUUUAGGGUUGAUUGUUUCCGUGGUGUGGAUCAUUCAUAUUAUUAUCUACCUAUUAAUUGAUCCACCACUUUCUUCUUUCCUGAAUCAAGUUUUCAUCAAGCUAGAUGAUGUCUGGGGUCUUCUCGGCACUGCUGCAUUUGCAUUUUUCUGCUUCUACCUUCUCCUUGCUGUGAUUAAUGGUGCCAUGGUGCUUGGACUGAGACUAGUUUUUAUUACUAUACAUCCCAUGAAGUGGGGAGCAACUCUUAUGAACUCUUUUCUGUUUAAUGUGGGCCUUAUUCUUCUUUCUUCUAUUAGUGUGAUCCAGUUCUGCUCCACAGCUUUUGCCUACUAUGCUCAAGCAACUGCAGCCCAGGAAAUAUUUGGCCACACUUUGGAGUCUCUUCGAGGAAUUAAAUAUUUAUACAAGUAUAAUGUGUUCCAAAUUGCGUUUGUUAUUUUAGCUGGAUUGACCUUUGUGUAUUACGCUGCGUUUGGAUGGAGAAGAAAAACACCUAGUGGCAGGUUCCAAUUAUCUACAUAAGGGAGGGCGUGGCACAGCCUGGAGAAGCACUUUCUGGAGUGAGCCAUCGGAGAUUCCUUGCGUCAUACCCUUUAGAGUGGUUUUUAUAUUUGGAUGUGUUUUGGCCUAGUUUUGUUUCAUGUUGAAAUGUAUAGAGCAAACUGAUGAUCAUCUGAGUAGAACAAUUUGAUGCGGUGGAAUCGUUAGUUGGCUGCUACAGCUUCAUCUUUGGCCAUUGCUGCUUCUGUCGCCGUUGUAUGUAUUAUUCCUUUGUUUCAUUCUCACAUCCCAUUCUCAUUAUGUAAUUAAGCGUAUUAUUACGUCUGUGAAGAGUACCGGAUUCCUACAAAGCGUAUUAAAACCCUUGCCAAGAGAAAUUGUACGAGCAGGGUUUUUUUCUUUUUUUUCUUCUGUUUUAUGUUCAUACAUGUUCUUGUACUUCAUUCUUUGUAUAAUAGAUUUUCUUAGUUCGGCUUUCAGAA